Molecule: messenger RNA, 2925 nt
Organism: Penicillium alfredii
Lineage: Eukaryota; Fungi; Ascomycota; Eurotiomycetes; Eurotiales; Aspergillaceae
Gene: bna5-1
Product: kynureninase
Exons: 6
Coding region: 1-2925 (974 amino acids)
Biological process (GO): transmembrane transport; NAD+ biosynthetic process
Cellular component (GO): cytoplasm
Molecular function (GO): kynureninase activity; transmembrane transporter activity; pyridoxal phosphate binding
Source: RefSeq, a predicted model, not a curated record
AUGGGCUCUCGAGUGCAUCUGCGCGAUAUUAAGAGCGGGCCUCCGCUUCCAUACACUGACGAUGUCAGAGCGUACACGAGGGAGUAUGCGGAAGCUCUCGACGCGCAAGAUCCUCUUCGGCAUUUCCGGGAGGAAUUUAUCAUUCCCUCGAAGAAGGACCUGAAACGGAAAAGCCUGGCAACAGAUGGGGCAAGCGACGAUGCCUCGGACCCAAGAUGCAUCUACUUCUGCGGCAACUCGUUAGGCCUCCAGCCUCGCAGUACUCGUCGAUAUAUUGAGCAAUAUUUACGUGCUUGGGCGACCAAGGGCGUGACUGGCCAUUUUGUGCCCCAUGACGACCAAUUGCUCCCUCCUUUUGUGGACGUCGACACGGCCGGCUCCAAGCUGAUGGCGCCCAUUGUUGGUGCCUCCCAAAGAGAGGUAGCCGUGAUGGGGACGCUAACUGGCAAUCUACACCUGCUAAUGGCAAGCUUCUACCGUCCGACCCAAGAGAAGUAUAAAAUCAUCUUGGAGGGCAAGGCGUUUCCCAGUGACCAUUAUGCGGUUGAAUCUCAAAUCCGUCAUCACAACUUUGAUCCCAAGCAUGCCAUGGUUUUGAUUGAGCCCGAGAACCUCGACCGCCCUACCCUGAUUACGGAGCAAAUCCUCAAAGUGAUUGACGAUAAUGCCUCUAGCACCGCACUAGUACUUCUCUCGGCCAUCCAGUUCUACACAGGACAGUACUUUGAUAUUGAACGGAUCACGGCACACGCGCACUCGAAAGGCAUCCUGAUCGGCUGGGACUGUGCCCAUGCGGCUGGAAACGUGGAUUUGCGCCUUCAUGACUGGAAAGUUGAUUUUGCGGCAUGGUGUAGCUACAAGUACCUCAAUAGCGGGCCGGGUGGGAUGGCAGCACUGUUUGUCCAUGAGCGACACGGCCGUGUGGAUGAGAAGCAGGCCGACAGCGAGGAAACCUUUCGCCCUCGGUUUUCGGGGUGGUGGGGUGGAGAUCUCAAGACCCGAUUCAACAUGGAAAACAAAUUCACCCCACAACCCGGUGCCGCUGGCUUCCAGCUGUCUAAUCCCUCUGUCCUGGAUAUCAAUGCCGUCGUUGCCUCACUGGAAAUCUUCAAUCGGGCGAAAAUGCAGGAUAUUCGACAGAAAUCGCUCAACUUGACCGGGUAUCUGGAACAUCUCCUUCUAAAAUACCCACUGGAUGCACCCUCGGCAGACAAACCCUUCACCAUUAUCACGCCAUCAAACCCUGCCGAGCGUGGUGCUCAGCUCAGCCUCCGCCUCGCGCCGGGAUUGUUAGACCGUGUUUUGCAUCAUCUGGAAGAGAAUGGGGUAGUGGUUGACGAGAGAAAGCCCGAUGUUGUUCGGGUUGCCCCGGCGCCUCUCUACAAUACAACGAUGUCUCUCGAGAAAGAAACGGGGUCUCCUACACCAGAUCCUGAAGUGGGCCCGCAUACGAGUGGGAGGAGUCAUGGCGGGGAUGUCGCUGAUGUUGAUUAUUCGGUUUUUACAGAAACCCAGCGGUGGUAUAUUGUCUUCAUGGCAUCGUGGGCUGGCUUCUUCUCGCCCGUGUCCUCGCAGAUUUAUUUUCCUGCUCUAAAUACGUUGGCACAAGACCUAUCAGUGUCGAACUCGCUAAUCAACUUGACUCUGACGAGUUACAUGAUCUUUCAAGGGCUCUCGCCCAUGUUCAUUGGCGACUUCGCCGACAAAGCCGGGCGACGACCGGCAUACAUAGUGUGCUUCACUUUGUACAUUGCAGCCAACAUCGGCCUCGCCCUGCAAAGCAAUUAUGCCGCGCUAUUUGUCCUGCGAUGCCUUCAAAGUGCUGGGAGCAGCACCACCAUUGCCCUCUCCUCGGGUGUAGUCUCGGACGUGGCCACCGCGUCCCAGCGAGGCUCGUACAUGGGCUUUGUGACAGCCGGCUCUUUGAUGGGCCCUUCAGUCGGACCGGUAAUCGGUGGCCUACUGUCACAGUACCUCGGCUGGCGAGCCAUAUUCUGGUUUCUCGUCAUUUUUGCCGGCGCAUUCAUGAUCCCUUUCUUGAUCUUCUUUCCUGAAACCGCGCGGGGCGUUGUAGGAGACGGUUCCCUGCCUCCACAGAAAUGGAACAUGUCCUUGAUCAGCUACCUCAAAUCCCGGAAAGCCCGUGACGAGAGCAUAACCUCCCCAGCGCAUUCAGCCAAGCAGAAACAGAAGCUCCAGUUCCCAAAUCCCUUCCAGACACUCGCUAUCGUGUUCCAGAAAGAUACCAGUAUCAUUCUAUUUUGCAAUGCGCUGCUCUUCGCUGGAUUCUAUGAUGUCAGCGCGACCAUUCCCUCCAUCUACAAUGACUUGUAUGGCUUGAACGACUUACAAAUCGGACUCUGCUACAUCCCCUUCGGACUCGGCGCCACCAUCGCCUCGAUUGGCAACGGCAAGUUCCUGGACUAUAACUACCGGCGCAUCGCCAAGAGCCUAAACUUCCCCAUGGUCAUGAACCGCCACACAGAUCUGCGCAACUUUCCUAUCGAGAAAGCCCGUCUUCAGAUUGCGUUCCCGCUGCUUGCAAUAGGAAGUCUCAGCGUUCUGGUGUUUGGCUGGUUUCUGAACUACGGGAUCCAUCUCGCAGCACCCACCACUAUUCUCUUUGUCAUGGGUCUGACGCUGACGGGGUCUUUCAAUACCGUUAGUACGUUGCUGGUGGAUCUAUAUCCGACGCAGGCGGCCAAGGCGACUGCCGCUAAUAAUUUCGUGCGCUGCCUGCUCGGCGCGGGCGCGACGGCGCUUGUGGAUCCAAUGCUUGCGGCUAUGGGCCGCGGCUGGUGUUUUACGUUUAUUGCCCUUGUGAUGCUGGGUACCUCGCCACUGCUGCUAUUUGUGAUUCGCAGGGGUCCCCAGUGGCGUGAAGAGCGCCGAUUGAAAGAGGAGAUCCGGAAGGUGGAAAUGUGA